AUGCGUGCCUUGGGUUUCGAGCCCAAGAAGGAGGAGAUUCAGAAGAUGAUCUCGGACGUGGACGCAUCUUGGCAGCGGGGAAGCGGGCCAUUUGACUCCAGCUUAAGGUUUGCUCAAGUGUUCUUAAUGGUGGUGAAGGACCAACUCCCCCAAAGUUUUAGUCCACAGGAAAACAAGCUCAAGUUUGGUACUCAGUGGCUCACUCGGUAUGGAAGCCCCGAGGACGAUGGCUCUGGCACCAUCGGCUAUGAGGCGGGUGGCCUUCUCUUGGGAGUGGGUACCGAGGGCAGGGGUGGGCGGUACCCAGGGCCCACGAGGAGCUUCCUACAAUUGAUCAACGAAUCAAGCAGCACAGAAUGGGAAAGCAACAAUAUGGCACAGGAAAAGACACUAUGCAGGUAUAUGCAGGAGUUCUUGAAGAUGAUGACACACAAGAUCUUGAACCGUGACCCCAAGGAUGAAAUCCUCAAGGCCUUCCGCCUCUUCGAUGACGAUGAGACCGGGAAGAUCUCCUUUAAGAACCUCAAGCGCGUGGCCAAGGAGUUGGGCGAGCGCAUGACCGACGAGGAGAGGAGAAGGGAUGAGGAGCUGCAAGAGAUGAUCGACGAGGCGGACCGCGACGGCGAUGGUGAGGUCAACGAGGAGGAGUUCCUGCGCAUCAUGAAGAAGACGCCUCUUGGAGACCAAGAUGGUCAGACCAGCCAUGUGGGUUGA
Messenger RNA from Durusdinium trenchii, 714 nucleotides. The record is from the annotation of a GenBank genome assembly. NCBI's taxonomy places the organism in Eukaryota, Dinophyceae, Suessiales, Symbiodiniaceae.